This is a messenger RNA of Rotaria sordida, 818 nucleotides long. The record is from the annotation of a GenBank genome assembly. Lineage: Eukaryota; Metazoa; Rotifera; Eurotatoria; Philodinida; Philodinidae.
AUGGCAAGUUCCAAAAGUAGAUCAUCUGAUGAAAAUCAAGAAUUGAAUUCAAUGAGAACAUCUACUGCUUCAGCUAGACGAUUAUCAUUUCAAGAAACGGUUCGUCGAACACAACGAUUGAUGCGUGUUCUUAGAACAAUGAAUACUUUGAAUGAACAUAGAAGACCCACUUAUCUUGGAUCUAAUAUUAAUGAAAGUACAUCAUAUCAAAGACGUGGUGCUAUGACAUUAGAAAAAACAAAAUCAUCAGAAAGUAGUGAAACAUCUAGUAUUACACCUGUAUUAGAUCAACAAGAAAAUACAAAUGAAGCAAUAGCAAGUUCACGCCGACUUGGUCAACGAUUUAUUAUUCUUCAUUAUUCACCAUUUAAAGCUGUAUGGGAUUGGGUAGUUAUUCUACUUGUUUUAUAUACAGGUAUUAUAACACCUUAUACAAUAUCAUUUUUAUCUGAUGAAGAUCAAAAACGUACAAAUUUAAAUACACAUGCAGCAACACGACAAUUUAAUCGAGAACGAACAAGUAUUCAUGUUUUAGUUAUUAUUGAUGUACUCGUUGAUUUUAUGUUUAUAUUUGAUAUAUUAAUUAGUUUUCGAACAACAUUUGUAUUAAAAGAAACAAAUGAAGUAAUAACAAGUCCUAUAUUAAUUGCUAAACAUUUUGUUAUUGAUUCAUGGAGACGUUUUGGAGCUGAUAUACUUGGUGCAUUACCAUGGGAUAUUCUAUUUUUUGGUAAUGGAAGUCAUUCGGUAAUUUGAUCUUUUCUUUGAAAAGAAAAGAAAAGAAAAGAAAAAAAAAACAUAAACUCUAAUUCAUUAUU